AUGGCCGAUCUGACAUCUGGACUCACUUCUGCUAUGUUUUCCCCUUACAGUAAAAUGUUUAUCGGUGGUCUCAGCUGGCAAACUUCACCAGGUAAGAAAUUAAUUUGCUGACUACAGUGUGGCAUUGUCGGGUUGUGUUCUGUAGUAGCCGAGGCUGCCGGUGCUGGUUGCAACGUCUGAUGUGUGCAGUGGUGUGUGCGUGUACCUCAGUGCGCGCAAGGUUAUUUUUAUUUCCAAUCAUUUGAAGUCCUUUAUUCGACCCCUAUGUGCAUACCAGUAGCUAGAGGCAUUUAUAGCUCAUACAUAGUGUAUUCUAUAUUUGACAGAAGAAUGAAAACGACCAGUAACCUCCCUUUGUUUUUCUUUUGCAGACAGCCUUAGAGACUAUUUUACUAAAUUCGGGGAAAUCAGAGAAUGUAUGGUGAUGAGAGAUCCAACGACAAAACGCUCCAGGUAAUUAGCUUAUAUAUUUCCCCCUGUUUGCAUUUAUCUUAAUUGUCAACGGACGUGGUUUUGCAGUGUCCUUAUGUUAACGCAAAAUCAGUUAGCAAGCAAGCAGACAUUUAUUUUUGUCGCACGUUGCGCUUUUACAAGCGACUGAAUCAGCGCUUUGCAAAGGUAACGCAUUUUGACAUGGACCGCCACGAAACAUAGAAUACUAGUGGAUCUUUGAAUAUUCCUGAAAAUAUGGGAAAUAAUUAGACGACACUAUUCAUUAACCUGAUAACUUGUGCAGCAUUAAAAUGAAAUUGUAUUUACAUUUAAUAAAUAAUUAAAUCUGAUAUGAAAGGUAAACUAUUUUUAUAUCAAGUAGCCUAUGGAUACACCAACAUAGCCAACGUGGGUAAAUAUGUUACAAUGUAACUGUUUGACCACUCUCCUGCCCCCACUGACUGACUCACUGUUUACAAUGUCUCUUGUUUAUCUCCACAGGGGCUUCGGGUUCGUUACUUACGUAGAUGCUGCCAGUGUAGAUAACGUCUUAGCUCAGCCACAUCACGAAUUAGACUCAAAAACGGUAUGUCUCCUUUCUUCUGUCACUUUUGAAGUGUUUGUGGUUUUGUGACCCACCUGCCUGGCAGGCAUGAUUAACUACGUCGUAUUGAGUUGUAUCUUUUACAGAGUUGUGCUAUGUUAUUUGAAUUAGUCACUCUCACAGCCACAUGCACUUGAAGCCAAUAUUUAG
Molecule: messenger RNA, 1186 nt
Organism: Coregonus sp. 'balchen'
Lineage: Eukaryota; Metazoa; Chordata; Actinopteri; Salmoniformes; Salmonidae
Source: the annotation of a GenBank genome assembly